AUGAACUCGACCCUGAAUGAGGGCGAGAGCUUCCUGCGCGACGAGGAUCAUGGUGUGCCUGAGGAUGAGAAUGGUCAAGAGUCAGGAGCGCAAGACGACCAUGAUGUGCCAGACAUAGUCCCGGCCGAACCACACGAGCUGGCGGAGGGCGCGACUGAGACACUUGAUGCAGUGCUGGAGGAUGAAAAUGGAGAAAGUGGUCAAAUCGACGGAGAGAUUGCCUCAGAUGGGCCGGGAACAAAUGGGACGGACAAUAUCCCUCCCUUUGAUGAGGCGACGAAUCUCCUGAGUAUUGACGACUCGGCUUCGAUUCCCGACGAUACACCUUCUGUACAAGACUCGGUGCUUUCCUCCCCUCGAAGUGAUGCGGGCUCAGUCCGCAGUCCCGGCCGCAGAGGCAGCCCCUCGACUAUCCACCGUCCCUUUGAUAUUCGAUUUCAGUCUCGGCUGUCAAGCUCGCAACUCUCACCUCUGCGCUCGAGCUCACCCGCAUUUCUCAACGCCCAUUCCCGUCACGCCUCUGCUGCCAGUCAUGGACUGCACACUCCUUCCGAGCCGGACGAGACCAUAAAUCCGUGGGAUGUGAUCAGAUGGAGCAAGUUCAGAAAGAUCACGGGGCAAGCAUUCUCGGAGAUUGGGAAGAGAAAUUUUGGAAGCCCAAUCUGUCUGGCGGUGGCAGAUCAGUUGGUGCUGGGGACAUCCAAGGGGAUUGUUCUCGUCUUUGAUCACCAUCAAAACCACAAAGCAAUCAUCGGAAGUGGCACGAAAGCUGCUGAGAGUGGCGCUGUAACGGCGCUUGCAAUAUCUGCUGACCAUACUACUAUCGCCGUUGGACACGAAACAGGCCACAUCUUUACCUGGGAACUUGCCAGACCUUCUAGACCCUUUUUACACAUCCAGCCAAUUGAAGCCUCUCAGCCUCAAGCUCGAAAGGGUGACGGUCAUAUAUCAGACAGCGCCGUGCUGCACAUCGGGUUUCUAGGCUACCGGCACACUGCGCUCGUCUCCGCCGAUGAUAAAGGCAUGGCAUUCUCACACCUAGCAACACGUGGCAUGGGAGCAGUUGGCCGCGUUGUCCGCACUACUCGAAUCCUUGGGCGGUACCCCGAGCUUGUCUCACGAUCAUCGAAGCCCUUGAAGAAAAGCUCUGUGCUAGCAUUUUCACCAUUGCCAUUGGGGAAUAUAGAGCAAAGGACCGAUAGUCUGGGUCUCGUGGCAAUGCUGACACCAUAUUUGCUUGUCAUUGUCUCAACUACACCCGUUGCACAGACCCAACAUAAAGCUGCUCGGCCCAAAGAGGUCGCAGCGCACAGUGCUAUGACCGCGGCAUUGGCAUGGUUUCCAGCCAUCAAGCUCAAGUCCCAAGACUCUGAAACUUCAAAGACCAAGCUUGUUUAUGCCUGGUCUAAUAUCCUCACGGUCCUGGAAGUUCACGGGACUCAGGGAGAUGACGAUACUGAAAAGAACAAACCUCCCGACCUGCAAUUCUUAGCUCGAAGCCGCUACCAAGCGGACGAAGCAAUUGUGGCUGUUCAGUGGUUAAAUAGGUCGGUGCUGGCCGUCUUGACCAUCACGCAGCAGCUCCUUAUCAUCGAGGAUCUUACUAUGCACGUAACAGAAGCCUUUGACCUGUUGAAGAAGAACAUCUAUCAUGCAGAUCUCUACUCGCAGCAGCUGCGAGCCAUCAUUGAACAGCUUGAUGAAGAAGAUACAUCCAUGCACGGUGUAGUUGCAGAUGCGUUUCACAUGAGCUUCCGGGCGUAUAAAGGCAGGCUGUUCUUGCUUGGCUUCAAUGAUGUUUGGACUGGCGUCCUUACCAAUUGGGCUGAUCGCUUGUUAGCCAUGAUAAACGUCGGUGAUUUCAUUGGUGCCAUCCGGCUUGCUACCAAAUAUUACCAAGGCGAAGGGGAAAAGGCCACCAUCGGCCUGCCCGAGGAAGACAAUGUUCGAGCAGGAGUCGUUAAGGAGAAGCUUGUCGAGAUGAUGAGCGCCUCCUUGAAGUACGCCUUUGGUAAGAACCAACAAGCUGGGAGUGAUCAGAUCGAAAAGCCACAGAUGGCCGAGCUUGCAGACGCUUGUAUCAAGGCAUGUCUUGUCAUGGAAGACGAGGACUUCCUUUUCGAAGAAGUGUUUUCUUGGUAUGAGGAGCACGAGCAGGGACAUCUGUUUGUGGAUGUCCUUGAACCAUACAUCCUCGAUCAAACCAUCUCCUCUGUGCCUCCGCCUGCUCUAAAGACUCUGAUCAACCACUUUGUACAAACACAUACUCCAUCGGUGCUGGAGGAGAUCAUCUGCAUGCUGGACACUUCGACAAUGGAUAUUGAUCAAGUGACGACCCUGUGCAAGCAAUAUGCCCUAUAUGACGCCUACAUCUACGUCUGGACAAUGGCCCUCCAGGACUUUACGACACCCUUGAUGCUGCUACUUGAGCUGGCGAACAAUGAGGACCCUCCGCGCCAGCGCCAGCAAGUUGUCAACAUGGUCGAUAGGUACAAUAUUGCCCAGAAAAUCUUCCCCUACAUGUCCUUCAUCCUCACCGGUCGCGUGUAUCCCACCGGGAAUAUGCUAGGCGAAGAAGCCUCCGUGCUUGCCAAAGGUCAGGUCUACGACUACUUCUUUUCCGGGAGUUCAGGGGCAAAUGGCGUGGCUCAAAGGAGGAGCAAUUCCUUCUUGAACCCCACAGUCUCUUUUGAGAACCUGUCUCGGGUGCUCCAUUUCGACACCGCAAGUUUCAUUGCCGCUUUGAAUGAGGCGUUUGAAGACAGCUAUCUCAACUUGGGUGACGACGACGUGCUCAAUAGUCUCAGUCUAAAACAAGCAGCAGCAACUCAUACCUAUACCCGCCAAUACGUCGUUCGCAUAUUGCUGGAGGUAAUGUCAUCGGGUUUCGACUCUGAUGACACGAUUUAUCUGGACAUGUUCAUCGCGCGCAACCUGGCCAAAUACCCUCAAUACUUGGUGCUCUCGGGCACAGUCUUACAAGAGAUCUUUAUUCGGUUGUGUCAAUACCCGGAAGAUGACAUGCAAGAAGAUGCCGAGUUGAGCAUCGAAUACCUCCUUUCCGUGUACCAGCCACCCAACGUCCUCGACUUUGUUCCAUUACUCCGAGAAGCCAGAUUCUACCGCGUGCUCAAGUCUGUCUUCAAGCAAGAACGUCAAUACGCUGAUAUGAUUUCGACUUUCUUCGUGGACAGUCAAGACCGAGUGGGCGUAUUUGCCUCCAUUGUCGAAUGUCUCCGGUUAGAAUCACCUCUAGCACAACGCCAGCGUCAAGAGGUCAGAGAUGUCAUACAGAAACACGCGCUUGACCUGAUCAACAUCGAUGUCCAAAGGUGUGCCUCUACUAUCGACGAGGUGGCGCCGGACCUGCACCACGUUUUCCUGCAAACAAUGGCCGAUGAUCUCUCUGAACAGUUUGAGUAUCUGAGAACGCUUCUGGAACCCGAAGAACAUCUGAGCUCGCGUCGGAACUAUGACCAUGAGAUCAUGGAGCUUUAUGUUCGCCUCCUAUGCCGAUUCGACCCUUCACACGUGAGAGAUUAUGUGGAGAAUAUAAAGGAAGGAGAUAUCCGACUCGCGGAGGUCCUUCCAACGAUCGAGGACAAUGGCAUCAUCGACGCUGUGGUGAUCCUGCAGGUUCGCCAGGGCCAGGUGAAGGAUGCGAUGGAUCGUUUGACACGACACUUGGCUCUCUUGGGCUCGACCCUGAAGAGCUUAAAGUCAGAUCUGGUUGACCAGGAAGACGAUUCAUCCGUCAUCCACCCGGCCACGAAUGUUCUUGAGUCGCUAGAAAAGUACACCCGCGUGGGCAUCUGGUUGUGCCAGGGACAGAUGAAGAAUGCACCCAAGUCACUGGCGGUUGCCAAAUCCCCGAGAAGAUCCGCCAGUGCGAACCGUGCGCUGUCUUUUCAAGAAAACCUCUGGCUUGAACUAAUUCUGAGUGUGGUGUCGAUCGCCCGCGAUGUCUCUAUCCAUGCUCUGGUGAAUGAGCAGACACACGAAGACCCAACAGGUCUCGAAAUCACGCAAGCCCUACGCACAACCAUUCAGCAGGUCUUCACCGCACUCCUGACCAGUACUACGUCGAUGCGAGACGGUGCUUCCGGCCGAGAUAUGAUGUUCCUACGCAUUCUACGUGCAUUCCUCUCUCAUGCUGCCGAAGCGAGCCCGUCUUUAUCAGAACUGCGGAAUGUCAUCAGCUCCAUCUUUGCGGCCUAUGCCUAUGAGGAGUCACUUCUGGGUCUCUCGAACUCGAUGCUCGACAAGGAUGUGUUUGUACGCUUGGACGAAGUCGCUGGUCUUCGACAACGCGGUUGGAGGCCUCGAGGGCAGGUAUGCGAAGUGUGUCGACGACGCAUCUGGGGUCCCGGUGUCGGCGAAAGAGUUUGGGAGCAAUGGCAGAAAAGAGAAGAAGGCCGGCUCCUCCGCCGACGCCGCACCCAGGACAAUGAAUCUGUGGUCGAGGACGAUGAGACUCGAGGGAAGGGGAAAGCCACGGUCGGUGUCAGCUCGCAGGAGCCCUUGGAAUCUGAGGGUGGCGGUGCAGGCACUGAUCUGGCUGAGGAGCUCGGACCGAUUGUGGCGUUUUCAUGCCGCCAUCUGUACCACCAGAAAUGCCUGGGACAACCACGGAUGGAAGAUGGCGUUCCUCAACUAGACCCGGAUCCGACGAAUGGGUAUGUGCAAUAUGUGGACCAGAACACUGCACAGCGCGGCGGCCUCAUAAACACCGACAGCGGCGCCGUCUAUAUGGGUGUUGACCAUACAAAUGUUGCGUCGGGUUCCGGUCGUCAAAGCGUCCGCCUGACGAGCAAAAAAUCUUACAACCACGGUCUCAUUAUUCUCGACCUUUCCCAUAUGCCAGGUGGAAUCUGUGGUGCUUGGCCUGCCUUUUGGACUGUCGGACCCAACUGGCCGAACGCAGGAGAAAUCGACAUUAUCGAGGGUGUCAACUUGCAAACUUCCAAUGCCAUGACCCUACACACCAACGCUGGGUGUAGCAUUUCUAACAACGGCAUGUUUUCAGGCUCGGUAGCCACGUCCAACUGCGAUAUCAAGGCUGCGGGCCAAGCAACCAAUGCGGGCUGCUCAAUCUCGACUCCCAACGACGCCACCUACGGAACAGGAUUCAACGAUGCUGAAGGGGGCGUAUACGCAACUGAAUGGACCUCGUCUGCCAUCAACAUAUGGUUCUUUUCGCGCUCAGCCAUCCCCUCAGAUAUAUCCUCGGGGUCACCCGACCCGGGCAACUGGGGGCAACCUCUGGCUUCGUUUGGCGGAAGCUGCAAUAUCGAUGAGUUCUUCAACAACCAGCAGAUCGUCUUUGACACGACCUUUUGCGGCGACUGGGCUGGCAAUGUAUGGGAUUCUGACCCUGUGUGCAAAUCUAAAGCGUCCACCUGCGAGAGCUACGUCCAAAACAACCCAUCAGCGUUCCAAGAUGCUUUCUGGACCGUCAACUCUCUUAAGGUCUUCCAGGGCAGCGGUAGCCAGGGUCCCAACGCCACUGCGCCAUUCCCAUCGUUCUCGUCGCAUGCGCCCACUGCCUCUGUCAGCAUUCCUGGUGGACCGCCAGGACCGCCGCCCGUCGGCCCUACCCAAACCAGCUUCUACUCAGCUCCUACAACGGGUUUCAGUCGUGGUGGUAAUGGCCGCCAUACCAAGACGUUCGGAACCUAUGAAGCCACAGCGGCCAACUUUGUGGCCGUGCCAACUACAGCGUCAGUGGCAGCGGCGUCGUCUGCAGCGUCGUUCGACGGGCAAGUCUCUUCUAUGACAGUUGGACCACCAGUUGUCGCUGUGGUCUCGUCGGACGGCACCAUCAGCGAUGCCCAAGAGUCUGGUGCCUCGCCACCCGCCACCACCCCUACCCCUCCGGCCGGGUCUUCAGACAACAACGAGAAGAACAACGCCGCCGCCCCUGCCGCCGUCACAUGCACGACCGUCAGUGCCCUGGGCUACAAGGACUUCCAGAGCUGGGACGGGGACAAGAAGAGCCGGCGCGAGGCAGGUCCGGAGCCUGGCAUCUUGUCCUCGUCGGCGGAAACGCUGCCUUUCCUCGACGAGGCACACGCCAAACGCCACUUGAGUCGGCACGGGCGCCGCGACAUACACCGCCACCUGUUCAGACACGGUGCUGCGGCGGCUGGUCCGGGGAGUGAGGAGUGA
Fonsecaea nubica is the source of this 6168-nucleotide messenger RNA. RefSeq lists its product as hypothetical. Gene Ontology annotation, biological process: protein targeting to vacuole; carbohydrate metabolic process; endosomal vesicle fusion. NCBI's taxonomy places the organism in Eukaryota, Fungi, Ascomycota, Eurotiomycetes, Chaetothyriales, Herpotrichiellaceae. Bases 1 to 6168 code for a protein of 2055 amino acids. Gene Ontology annotation, cellular component: HOPS complex; late endosome. The record is from RefSeq and is a predicted model, not a curated record. The transcript is spliced from 2 exons. Gene Ontology annotation, molecular function: hydrolase activity, hydrolyzing O-glycosyl compounds; protein binding.